AUGUGGGAGGCCAGCCGCCGCACGCUCAUCAAGACCGCCACCUCCCUGCACGUAAACCCGCGCCAUGUCAUUGCGGAGCUCGUCGGCAUGACUCUGUUUGUGUUCAUCGGUACUGGAGCUGCGGUCUUUUUCUCCAACCCUAAGACCACUGAUUACAUUGACGUCACCGGCGAGGGCACCACCAACCAGAUUGUGGCUGCCGUGUAUGACAACCUCACCAUCAACGCCAGCUUCGGCAUCGUGACCGCCCUGGCCUUUGGCAUGGCAAUCAUGGUCGCCGCCUUCUCCAUCGGCCACGUCAGCGGCUGCCACCUCAACCCCGCCGUCACCGUCUCCCUCGUGCUCUCCGGCAACUGCGGGCUGGGCCAGGGCGUGGCCAACAUGAUUGCCCAGUUUGCGGGCGCCACGCUGGGCUCCCUGCUGCUGUGGGGCACCUCGUCCAUGCGCGACGGCGGCCUGGGUGCCAACUCCAUCGGCGACAGCUUCACUGUGGGCAACGCCAUCCUGGGAGAGAUCGUGAUGACCUUUGUGCUGGGCCACGCGGUGCUCAUCCCACUGGACGGCUGCAGCAUCAACCCCGCCCGCUCCUUUGGCCCCGCCCUUGUAGCCAACAAGUGGACCGACUACUGGGUCUUUGUCGUGGGCCCCCUGGCCGGCGCCGUGCUGUCUGUGCCCUUCUUCUACCUGGUGUCGCAGCCGUGGGAGGCCAAGCGCGACGCCAAGGGCCAGGUGGUACUGGAGGAGACGGAGGGCAUGAAGAUCACUUCCGAGGUUUAA
This is a messenger RNA of Chlorella variabilis, 777 nucleotides long. RefSeq lists its product as hypothetical. Gene Ontology annotation, cellular component: plasma membrane. The record is from RefSeq and is a predicted model, not a curated record. Lineage: Eukaryota; Viridiplantae; Chlorophyta; Trebouxiophyceae; Chlorellales; Chlorellaceae. Gene Ontology annotation, molecular function: water channel activity. Gene Ontology annotation, biological process: transmembrane transport. Bases 1 to 777 code for a protein of 258 amino acids. The transcript has 5 exons.